Messenger RNA from Encephalitozoon hellem ATCC 50504, 288 nucleotides. Its product is annotated as class 2 transcription repressor NC2 subunit alpha. Gene Ontology annotation, molecular function: transcription coactivator activity; core promoter sequence-specific DNA binding; transcription corepressor activity. The transcript has a single exon. Lineage: Eukaryota; Fungi; Microsporidia; Unikaryonidae. Gene Ontology annotation, cellular component: negative cofactor 2 complex; nucleus. The record is from RefSeq and is a predicted model, not a curated record. The coding region runs from base 1 to 288 and encodes 95 amino acids. Gene Ontology annotation, biological process: transcription by RNA polymerase II; negative regulation of transcription by RNA polymerase II; positive regulation of transcription by RNA polymerase II.
AUGCCUAGACAAGAGUCUCAAAAGAGGAAGUUAACGAGAUUCCCCAUAUCAAGGUUAAAAAGGAUAAUGCAGCUGAACGAGGAUAUAGGAAAGAUAGGUGCUUCUGUACCUGUUGUUGCGAGCAAAGCCAUUGAGAUGUUUCUCACAGAGAUAGUGGAGCUCACACUCAGAGAGGCUAAAAAGAAGAAUUCAUCAAGGAUGUCUCCUGAGUUUAUCAAUAGGGCUAUAGAAUCCAACCCGAAGUUUGAGUUCCUGAAGAACAUGGAACAGUUUAAGAGCAAGGAGUAG